Messenger RNA from Capronia coronata CBS 617.96, 2076 nucleotides. RefSeq lists its product as uncharacterized. The record is from RefSeq and is a predicted model, not a curated record. The transcript has a single exon. NCBI's taxonomy places the organism in Eukaryota, Fungi, Ascomycota, Eurotiomycetes, Chaetothyriales, Herpotrichiellaceae. The coding region runs from base 1 to 2076 and encodes 691 amino acids.
AUGGCUCCCAUCGAGUUCAACAAACGUCGCAUCCUCUUUCUGGUCGCCGGCAUCCUAGCCUUCUUUAUUGUAUUUCACGGCCUUUCGGUACUCGACAGCGACAGCAUCAGGGAUGUCACUGCACAUAUCUCCCUCCCUGGUAUUCAGAGCCCGACUGGGCACAAGACGCCCCCAGAAUUCGAGUCGGAUGCAGACGACAUAUGGGAUUUUGACUCCGAAAGCUCUCCCGUAGCGCAAUCCAACUCCUCAACGACCGAGCCAAAGCCUGCGCAGCACUUCGACCUGCAUCCCAUUGCCCAGUUGAUGCAAGCGGCCGAUGACCGGUUUAGAGCCUACGAGUCAGGAAUAUCUACGAGCUUCAGGCAGACAGUGGAGAAAUACAGGAGCCGGUAUGGCAGACACCCUCCUCCCGGGUUUAAGGAUUGGUACAAGUUUGCGCGAGAGAGAAAUGUCUUCAACAUCGACGACUUUGAGCAGAUCAUGGACGACCUGCGACCCUUCUGGGCCGCCAACCCCUCCGAACUCCGCACCCACGCCGCGCACAUGGGAGAGGACCCUAAAUUCGGGGUGGCAGUCAUUCAUAUUCGGAAUCAUACGAUCGUGCAGGCGGAUAACCCUAGCUGGAGGUCAGAGACUAUGGAAACGGUCAUCAGCAAGUUUGUCGAGUUCCUGCCCGAUAUGGACAUCCCUAUGAACAGGUUGGAUCAGCCUCGCGUCGUCGUGCCGUGGGAGGACAUGCAAGAAAUGCUUCAGAAGGAAUACGAGACUCGGACAAUGCCUCCUGAAGUCAUGGACACUUUCUCUGUCGGCCAACCCAACCUAUUGGACAUGACCAUCCAAGAUCGGGCGCAGGACAAUUCGACCCGGCUCGACGACGGCUGGUUCUUCGCCCCGGGCAAGCAGUACAUGGACAUUGCUGCAAAAGCGUGCCCGCCAGAAUCCCCAGCACGGUCAAAUAUGACCAUUGCGGAAGCAGACAUGUUGUACAAGGAAUCCAUAGCCGGGUUUGUGACAAACUUCAAUCUGUCGUCGGAUCUUUGCACGGUGGGCCCAACUGUUCAAAAUCUCCACGGCUUAUUGUACUCGGCCAGCAGCAUUAUUGCGUCCCACAAGCUGGUGCCCAUCUUUGGAGAGUGCAAAGUCAACGUCAACAGUGACAUUCUGUUUCCGGCCAAUAUGUACUAUCGACAUGACGAUCGAUAUGACUACGACCCCUCGGAAGAUCUCGACUGGCGCGACAAACAAGACAACAUCAUCUGGCGUGGUGUCACUUCUGGUGGUGUCCAACUCGAGAACAACUGGCAGACCAUGCAUCGGCAAAGACUGGUGCAGCUGUUCAAUGGUACCCAUGUUUCGAGGUCAGGCACGGAGGUCAAGGUGCUUACGGAAAAGCUUGAUGAGCCUGAAGCAACCAAUACGACUUAUGAGCUGUAUGACCGGUUCCACCCCUCGCGGUUCGCUGAUGAACACUCUGACAUUGGGUUCGUCGAGGCCUGGGGCUGCGUACCGAAUUGCGCAUUUUACGACACCGUCUUCUCCUGGAAGCCACAGGUGUCGCUCACCGCUCAGUUCCGGUCGAAAUACCUGAUUGACGUUGACGGCCACUCUUUCUCCGGUCGCUGGCGCGCGUUCCUGCAGAGCAAAAGUCUCGGCUUCAAAGCAACCAUCUUCCGCGAAUGGCAUGACAGCCGACUUCUAGCAUGGAGGCAUUUUGUGCCUGUCGACAAUCGAUACGAUGAUCUAUACGCUUUGCUUACGUACUUCAUCGGUUAUGGAGACUCAAAGCAGGACAACGUCAUGGAUGGCGAAGAGCUCAACCCGCAGGUCUAUAUUGCGCCGCACGAGAGAGAGGCACAGAAGCUGGCCAGGCAGGGUCGAGAAUGGGCCAACAAGGUCCUCAGGAGAGACGAUAUCGAAGUUUACAUGUUCCGACUGCUUCUGGAGUAUGGUCGCAUCAUUGACGACCGUCGAGAUUUUAUUGGAUAUUCCGGCGACGGCAGUGAGUUGGAUAAGUUUGAUGCUGGGGAUGAACAUGGCAAGGGAUGGUCUUGGGGAAUUGGGGGAUGGAAGACGUGA